AUGGAGUCAAGAAUGGAACAUUAUGAGAUCAUGGAACAGAUUGGGCGUGGAGCAUUUGAUGCUGCUAUUUUAGUUAAUCACAAGCAAGAAAGAAAGAAGUAUGUGCUCAAGAAGAUUCGAUUAGCUCGACAAACUGAACGUUGCAGGAGAUCUGCUCAUCACGAGCUCGUGGUUUCCCUUGAGAGUGUUUUCAUAUCACUUGAUAAAGAUUAUACAUCUGUGAUUCACUCUAUACUGGGAACUUAUAUAAGUGAAACUUCAAGAACUAAACUUAAGUUUAACAAUGCAUUUGAUAGGGCUGAACUGAUGAAAAAAGCAAAUGGGCAAUAUUUUCCAGAAGAGUGCUCAAACAUCUUUCUGACCAAGGAACACAAAGUUCGCCUUGGGGAUUUUGUCCUUGCGAAAACGUUGAAGGCUGAUGACUUGGCUUCUUCAGUAGUUGGAACUCCCAAUUACAUGUGCCCGGAACUUCUUACGGAUAUUCCAUACGGUUUUAAAUCAGAUAUUUGGUCCUUAGGCUGCUGUAUGUAUGAAAUGGCUGCUCACCACCCUGCAUUUAAAGCAUUUGUAAGGCUUCUUGAAUUUGAUUUUGGGGUCAAUGCAAGGUCUAUGGCAAAGUUUAAACAAGUUCAAGAUGAAAAAUCUAUUGAAGAAUUGAGAUUCAAGGAAAAAAAAAAUGACCCAAUUGCAAUUCAGAAAGUCAUCAACAACGUGAAGGCAAGCGGCAUUAAAAUUGUUGAAGGAGGAAGUAAGAGAAAAGUCAUAAACAGUGAUUCAGAGGAGAUUGAAUCUGCUUCAUCAGAUUUGGGCAAAUCUGAAGAACAUCAUGUAUUUGCUUAA
This is a messenger RNA of Solanum stenotomum, 840 nucleotides long. Its product is annotated as serine/threonine-protein kinase Nek5-like. Gene Ontology annotation, biological process: microtubule-based process; protein phosphorylation. Gene Ontology annotation, cellular component: cortical microtubule. Gene Ontology annotation, molecular function: protein kinase activity; ATP binding. The record is from RefSeq and is a predicted model, not a curated record. The coding region runs from base 1 to 840 and encodes 279 amino acids. Lineage: Eukaryota; Viridiplantae; Streptophyta; Magnoliopsida; Solanales; Solanaceae. The transcript is spliced from 9 exons.